UGCGGGAGUUGGCCGGACUGGUUGUUUCAUCGUCAUAGAUGCCAUGUUAGAAAGAAUAAAGCAUGAAAAAACUGUAGAUAUUUAUGGCCAUGUAACUUUAAUGAGAGCCCAGAGGAACUACAUGGUUCAAACAGAAGACCAAUACAUCUUUAUCCAUGAUGCACUGUUAGAAGCAGUGACUUGUGGAAAUACCGAAGUGCCAGCUAGAAACUUGUAUGCCUACAUUCAGAAGCUGACACAAAUAGAAACAGGAGAGAAUGUCACAGGAAUGGAGCUCGAAUUUAAGCGUCUAGCCAGCUCAAAAGCUCACACCUCAAGAUUUAUCAGUGCCAAUCUUCCAUGUAAUAAAUUCAAAAAUCGCCUUGUUAAUAUUAUGCCAUAUGAAUCCACAAGGGUAUGCCUGCAGCCUAUCCGUGGAGUAGAAGGAUCUGAUUACAUCAAUGCCAGUUUUAUUGAUGGCUACAGACAACAGAAAGCCUACAUCGCUACCCAGGGGCCCUUGGCAGAGACCACUGAAGACUUCUGGCGGAUGCUCUGGGAACACAAUUCCACCAUCGUUGUGAUGCUCACCAAGCUGCGUGAAAUGGGCAGA
This is a messenger RNA of Piliocolobus tephrosceles (Ugandan red Colobus), 592 nucleotides long. Its product is annotated as receptor-type tyrosine-protein phosphatase S-like. The annotation marks the transcript as partial. The record is from RefSeq and is a predicted model, not a curated record. Gene Ontology annotation, biological process: protein dephosphorylation; synaptic membrane adhesion. NCBI's taxonomy places the organism in Eukaryota, Metazoa, Chordata, Mammalia, Primates, Cercopithecidae. The transcript is spliced from 3 exons. Gene Ontology annotation, molecular function: protein tyrosine phosphatase activity.